This is a messenger RNA of Arvicanthis niloticus (Nile rat), 3413 nucleotides long. It is a transcript of the gene Eml3, whose product is annotated as EMAP like 3. Gene Ontology annotation, biological process: microtubule cytoskeleton organization. Lineage: Eukaryota; Metazoa; Chordata; Mammalia; Rodentia; Muridae. Gene Ontology annotation, molecular function: microtubule binding. Gene Ontology annotation, cellular component: mitotic spindle. The record is from RefSeq and is a predicted model, not a curated record.
GGUACGUUGGGCUCCAGGCUUAGAGACCCAGAUCUCAGGCCCUGCGUCCCCUCCCAGGUCCUCUGGGAGCCUGGGGGCCGGAAGCCGGGCUAGAGCCUGGCGGGGUGAAAGGUCAGCCGUGUGUCCCCCGCCUCCGGCCAGAGCCUCAGGUCCCGGACAGGGAAGGGUUACCUGGCGGCCCGCCCCCCCUCCGGCCCGCCCCCCUCCCGCGCUUGCUGGCAACUCCCGGUCCCGCGCCUGUUUGUGCUGGGGCGCAGGGGCUCCGGACGGCCCUGUCACCGCACCCCGGGAGCCCACCCCGGGAGAGUAAGCGGUCCGGUUCCACAGCGCCCUCUCCAAGUCCUGUCCCCACGCUCAACAGCGCCCCCGAGGGGUGGCACGACUCCCCUCCGCGCGCGCCCAAGUGCUUCCUUCCCCUCUCCCCAGCCAUGGCCCCCGCGGCUUAGAGCCUCCGACGCCGCCGCUCGGAGCAACGCGGGGGCCGGAUGGACGGGGCUGCGGGGCCCGGUGAGGGCCCUGCUCAUGAAACCCUGCAGACCCUGAGCCAGCGGCUUCGGGUGCAGGAAGAAGAGAUGGAACUGGUAAAGGCAGCCUUGGCAGAAGCCCUUCGCCUGCUGCGGCUGCAUGGCCCCAUCACAACCCUGCAGGGGUCUGGCAUAUCAGCUUCAACAAGGAACAGCAGCAUUACAGUCCCCCCAGGACUGCCACCUACAUGCAGCCCUUCCUUGGUGAGCCGAGGCACCCAAACAGAAGAAGAAUUGGAGACGGAGCCAUCCUCUGGACCCCCUGGCCUGAGCAAUGGGCCUCCAGCUCUUCAGGGGGGCGGUGAAGAGCCUAGUGGGACCCAGUCUGAAGGAGGGUGCAGCAGCAGCAGUGGGGCAGGCUCCCCUGGCCCCCCAGGAAUCCUCAGGCCUGUGCAGCCCCUUCAGCGUUCUGACACGCCCCGAAGAAAUUCCUCCUCUUCCUCAUCCCCCUCAGAGCGGCCCAGGCAGAAACUCUCCAGGAAGGCAGCUUCCUCAGCUAACCUGCUAUUGCGGUCAGGGAGCACAGAGAGCCGGGGGAACAAAGACCCCCUGUCCAGUCCUGGAGGUCCUGGAUCUCGGAGGAGCAAUUAUAACUUAGAAGGCAUUUCCGUGAAGAUGUUCCUUCGUGGCCGUCCUAUUACCAUGUACAUUCCAUCUGGCAUCCGAAGUCUUGAGGAGCUGCCCAGUGGCCCACCCCCGGAGACCCUGAGCCUUGACUGGGUUUAUGGGUACAGGGGUCGUGAUUCUCGCUCUAAUCUCUUUGUGCUGCGCUCUGGGGAGGUGGUCUACUUUAUUGCCUGUGUAGUGGUGCUGUACCGGCCUGGGGGAGGCCCAGGGGGUCCUGGAGGUGGCGGCCAGAGACAUUACCGGGGUCACACAGACUGCGUUCGAUGCCUUGCUGUUCACCCUGAUGGUGUCCGUGUAGCCUCAGGACAGACAGCUGGAGUGGACAAGGAUGGAAAGCCUCUGCAGCCUGUGGUCCACAUCUGGGACUCAGAAACACUCCUGAAACUGCAGGAGAUUGGACUGGGUGCCUUUGAGCGUGGUGUGGGGGCCUUGGCCUUUUCAGCAGCGGAUCAAGGUGCUUUUCUUUGUGUGGUGGAUGAUUCCAAUGAGCACAUGCUGUCAGUGUGGGACUGUAGCCGGGGAGUGAAGCUGGCUGAGAUCAAGAGUACAAAUGACUCAGUCCUCGCCGUUGGCUUCAGCCCUCGUGACAGCAGCUGUAUUGUCACCAGUGGAAAAUCUCAUGUCCAUUUUUGGAACUGGAGUGGUGGAACUGGGGUUCCUGGGAAUGGAAUCCUCGCCCGGAAGCAGGGUGUUUUUGGGAAAUACAAGAAACCCAAGUUUAUCCCUUGCUUUGUGUUUCUCCCUGAUGGAAAUAUUCUCACUGGAGACUCUGAGGGGAACAUUCUUACCUGGGGUCGAAGUGUCUCUGAUUCCAAGACCCCAGGCAGAGGUGGAGCCAAAGAGACCUACACAAUUGUGGCCCAGGCCCAUGCUCAUGAGGGGUCCAUCUUUGCUCUGUGUCUCCGACGGGAUGGGACAGUGCUGAGUGGUGGUGGACGGGACCGACGGCUGGUACAGUGGGGGCCUGGGUUGGUGGCCCUCCAGGAGGCUGAGAUUCCAGAACACUUUGGAGCUGUGAGGGCCAUUGCUGAAGGGCUUGGCUCUGAGCUGCUGGUGGGAACCACAAAGAACGCAUUACUGAGGGGAGAUCUGGCUCAGGGCUUCUCCCCUGUUAUCCAGGGCCACACUGAUGAGCUCUGGGGACUGUGUACACAUCCCUCCCAGAACCGCUUCCUCACCUGUGGCCAUGACCGGCAGCUCUGCCUGUGGGAUGGGGAAGGCCACGCACUGGCCUGGAGCAUGGACCUAAAGGAGACGGGUCUAUGUGCUGACUUCCACCCAAGUGGGGCAGUGGUGGUUGUAGGACUGAACACUGGGAGGUGGUUGGUUUUGGACACAGAGACCAGAGAGAUUGUGUCUGAUGUCACUGAUGGCAAUGAACAGCUCUCAGUUGUCCGGUACAGCCCAGAUGGGUUGUACCUGGCUAUUGGUUCCCAUGACAACAUGAUCUACAUCUAUAGUGUUUCCAGUUGUGGCACUAAGUCCAGCCGCUUUGGCAGAUGUGUGGGGCACUCCAGUUUUAUCACUCACCUUGACUGGUCCAAGGAUGGGAAUUUCAUCAUGUCCAAUUCUGGGGAUUAUGAGAUUCUUUACUGGGAUGUGGCUGGAGGCUGCAAACUGCUAAGGAAUCGCUAUGAGAGCAGAGACCGGGAGUGGGCUACCUAUACCUGUGUGCUGGGCUUCCACGUCUAUGGUGUGUGGCCUGAUGGCUCAGAUGGGACAGACAUCAACUCCCUUUGCCGCUCCCACAAUGAACGGGUGGUGGCUGUGGCAGACGACUUCUGCAAAGUACACCUCUUUCAGUACCCAUGCGCUCGAGCCAAGGCGCCAAGUCGUAUGUACUCAGGCCAUGGCAGCCACGUGACUAGUGUCCGGUUCACACACGACGACUCAUACCUUGUCUCCUUAGGUGGCAAGGAUGCUAGCAUCUUUCAGUGGAGAGUGCUGGGGGCAGGAGGCUCUGGGCCCGCUCCUGCCACACCAUCUAGAACUCCCUCUCUGUCCCCUGCCUCCUCCCUGGACGUGUGAUUGAUGCUGGAUUAUCUUGUCCCUCUGGUACUGUGGUCUGGCCACACAACCCCUAGGACCAAUGACAGUCUUUACCUGGGCUGGCUUUUUCUUUGACUUAAUACAUUCCCAAUUGCGUAUUUUCCUGGAAGGGCCAACACCCCAUUGCACACAUGAUAACAGACUUGCUUGCUGAGCCGGGCAACCCAGCUCCGACGCCUUCUGCCCGGUGAGGGGCAAUAAAAAGAAAAAAGU